AUGGCCAGGAAGCGGCGCACCAAGAAGCGCAACAAGGGAACCAGCACACGACCAGACCCCGCGCAGGGCGCCGAGUCCAGCAUGUCCACCACCGACGAGCUCGCCUCCCACUCGAGCGACGGCCUGUCGAGCGGCAUGCGCGAUACCGGGAGCGCCGCCACCGAGAUGACGAGCGUCAUGGGCAGCACCGAAGAUGGUUCGCAGGCCGGUCUCGAGGCCGACGAGGAGUGGAAUUCGCAAGAGGAGGAGGGCAUGGAGGUUGACGAUGACGAUAAUUUUUCUGUGUUUGCGCCGAGUCACUACCCUCGACCGAGCGAGUCGCAUCGCACCGAGAUGCCCUACAUGACGUCGCCAAAUCACCAAGACAUGUCGUCAACGAGGUCAUUCAUGGAGCGAGAGUUGGACUACCAGUGGGAAAACGGUCGUCGAUACUGCGGAUCCCACUACCACCUUCCAAACGAUGAGUGGGAAAUGUGCCGCAUGAGCUUAAUCCACAGAGUCUAUCUCCACGUUUUCGACGGCAAGCUGAGCACGGUACCGAUGGAGAACCCACAGAGGAUACUAGACGUCGGCACGGGCAUUGGCGAGUGGGCGAUAGGCAUGGCGGACGAGUUCCCCAACUGCGAGGUCAUUGGCACAGACAUUUCCGCCAUAGCGCCCACGUCAAUACCGAUGAACUGCUUCUUCGAAGUCGACGACGCCGAGCUCGAGUGGGAGCGCGAGCUCAACUCGUUCGACCUGGUACACUUCCGCCACAUGAUGGGCGCCUUCCUCGACUGGAAUUUUAUCUACAAGGAGGCCUUCAAGGUCAUCCGCCCCGGCGGCUGGAUCGAGCUGCUGGACUGGGACGACCAGCAGGGCUUCAAGAAGUUCCUCUCAGAGUUCCCUCCCACGUCCGAGAUCCACGAGCUCUCGAGAGACCUGACGCAGGCGGGCGUCAAGGCCGGGCGGGCGAGAGGCGUCGCGCACAUGAACCCGAAGCUGUUGACGGAUGCCGGCUUCACCGAUAUUAAGCUGACGGAGCACACGAUACCUAUUAAUCUCGAGUCGAGCGAGGGCAAGCUGUGGCUGAUUGCCUGCAUCGACGGCCUGGAAGCCGAGUGCCUGCGGCCGCUCACAAAGUACAUGGGCUGGGAGCCCGAUCACGUAAAGACGGCGUGCCACAACGUCGCGAGGGAGAUGGCGCGCCUGGCGAGGGAUCCGAUCAAGUCGCAUGGUCUCAUCGUCAAGGCGCGCGUAUUGGUGGGAAGAAAGCCGACGACUGCGGUCACGCCGCCGAGGGUGUACCCGAUUUUUAACGACGACGCGGAUGAGACGGAUGAUACCGCGCGUGAGGAUGCUUGCAGCAGACACCAUGACGAUGACGAGUCCGCCAUUGAGACGGCGGCCUGA
This is a messenger RNA of Colletotrichum abscissum, 1392 nucleotides long. RefSeq names its product methyltransferase. Gene Ontology annotation, molecular function: methyltransferase activity. The coding region runs from base 1 to 1392 and encodes 463 amino acids. The transcript has 2 exons. The record is from RefSeq and is a predicted model, not a curated record. NCBI's taxonomy places the organism in Eukaryota, Fungi, Ascomycota, Sordariomycetes, Glomerellales, Glomerellaceae.